This is a messenger RNA of Dipodomys spectabilis (banner-tailed kangaroo rat), 1704 nucleotides long. RefSeq names its product estrogen receptor 2 (gene Esr2). Gene Ontology annotation, molecular function: zinc ion binding; steroid binding; sequence-specific DNA binding. NCBI's taxonomy places the organism in Eukaryota, Metazoa, Chordata, Mammalia, Rodentia, Heteromyidae. The record is from RefSeq and is a predicted model, not a curated record. Gene Ontology annotation, cellular component: nucleus. Gene Ontology annotation, biological process: cellular response to estradiol stimulus; estrogen receptor signaling pathway; regulation of DNA-templated transcription. The transcript has 9 exons. The coding region runs from base 1 to 1704 and encodes 567 amino acids.
AUGUCCAUUUGUGCCUCUUCUCACAAGGAGUUUUCUCAGCUGUUACCUGUUCAAGACAUGGAUAUCAAAAACUCACCGUCUAGCCUUCACUCUCCCACCUCUUUCAACUGCAGUCAGCCUGUCCUACCCCUGGAGCAUGGCCCCCUUUAUAUUCCUUCCUCCUAUGUAGAGAGCCGCCAUGAAUACUCAGCCAUGACAUUCUAUAGCCCAGCUCUGGUGAACUACAGUCUUCCUGGCAAUGCUAAUAACUUGGAUGGUGGGCCUAGUCGACAGACCACAAGCCCAGAUGUGCUGUGGUCAGCUCCUGGACAUCUGUCUCCUUUGGCGAUCCAUUGCCAGUCGUCGCUUCUGUAUGCAGAGCCUCAGAAGAGUCCUUGGUGUGAAGCAAGAGCACUAGAGCACACCUUACCUUUAAACAGAGAGACGCUAAAAAGGAAGGUUAGUGGGAGCAGCUGCACCAGUCCUGUUUCCAGUUCAAGCUCAAAGAGGGAUGCUCACUUUUGUGCGGUGUGCAGCGAUUACGCAUCUGGGUAUCACUACGGAGUCUGGUCAUGUGAAGGAUGUAAGGCUUUUUUUAAAAGAAGCAUUCAAGGCCAUAAUGAUUAUAUUUGCCCAGCUACAAAUCAAUGUACCAUAGAUAAGAACCGGCGUAAAAGCUGCCAGGCCUGCCGCCUGCGGAAGUGCUAUGAAGUAGGGAUGGUGAAGUGUGGCUCCCGGAGAGAAAGGUGUGGGUACCGCAUAGUGAGAAGGCAGAGGAGUUCCAGCGAUCAGCUGCACGUCCUGAGCAAAGCCAAGAAACCUGGUGGGCACGUGGUCCGGGUGAAGGAGCUGCUGCUGAACGACCUGAGCCCGGAGCAGCUGGUGCUCACCCUGCAGGAGGCAGAGCCGCCCCAUGUGCUGGUGAGCCGCCCCAGCACGCCCUUCACCGAGGCCUCCAUGAUGAUGUCCCUCACCAAGCUGGCGGACAAGGAACUGGUGCACAUGAUCGGCUGGGCCAAGAAAAUUCCCGGCUUUGUGGAGCUCAGCCUGUUGGACCAAGUGAGGCUCUUGGAGAGCUGCUGGAUGGAGGUGUUGAUGGUGGGGCUGAUGUGGCGCUCGAUUGAUCACCCUGGGAAGCUCAUCUUUGCUCCAGACCUUGUUCUGGACAGGUCACCCGAAGACCCUCAUUCGCACGUUACACAGAUGAAGAGUGAUGCCCCAAGGGAUGAGGGGAAGUGCGUAGAAGGAAUUCUGGAAAUCUUUGACAUGCUCCUGGCAACAACUUCAAGGUUUCGUGAGUUAAAACUCCAGCACAAAGAGUAUCUCUGUGUCAAGGCCAUGAUCCUCCUCAACUCCAGUAUGUACCCGUUAUCUGCAGCCUCCCAGGAGACGGAGAGCAGUCGGAAGCUGACUCACCUUCUGAAUGCGGUGACUGAUGCCCUGGUCUGGGUCAUCGCCAAGAGCGGCAUCUCCUCCCAGCAACAGUCCGUCCGCCUGGCCAACCUGCUGAUGCUCCUCUCCCAUGUCAGGCACAUCAGUAACAAGGGCAUGGAACAUCUGCUCAGCAUGAAGUGCAAAAACGUGGUUCCAGUGUAUGAUUUGCUGCUGGAGAUGCUGAAUGCCCACACGCUUCGCGGGUACAAGUCCUCUGUCUCAGGCUCCGAAGGCAGCUCAGCAGAGGACGGUAAGAGCCAAGAGAGCUCCCAGAACCCACAGACUCCAUAA